ACAAGCUCGAGGCAGAGGCGUUGCAAGCUCGCUUCCUUCGCUCGCGGCUGCCUUGGCUGUCCAAAUCACAUCAUGCACACAGGCGGACCGGGCUGCCUGUGCACUGCUGGAUUGAAUGUGUAAGUAAGCACAAGGUAGCAAUGGUGAAUACGAGAGUAGUCAGCAGGCAGCACACCUCUUUUUACCAUCGUCGGUCCCCCGAGCUGGAAGCCGUUUCGUCCUCUCUUCUCAACCCUUCGUCAACUACCGCCUCCACAGCCCGGGUCCAUAGUGUUCGUCUGGUCAACGCCCUCUGGUGUCGCACCUAACCUAGUCACUCCUUCGAAGUUUAUAAUUAUAGUCUCUCGUUACAUCCCCUGACCAUCAGUCACUCUCUUUCUGCGGCAGCACCGUUUUACGUGGCCAUUAAUACCAAACCUCCGUCUAGUCACUCGCUCAGAGACAUUACCUGCUCAUCAUCAUAUCGCCUAAUACCAGUUCGACUCUUGUUACCAUCUCGCCCUCUUAAUCACACAACAGUCAGACACGAUGCAGUUCUCAAUCUACGCCGCCACCUGCCUGGCUCUCGUCAGCCGUGCGUUCGCACAAACCGAGGGCUUCGAUGCCAUCACCGCGCCGACCAAGGACCAAACCCUCACUGCUGGCACGACCUCAACUGUGACCUGGGAGUACAACCCACAGUAUGCGGGAACCGUCACCAUCACUCUCCUCCAGGGCGCGACCCCCGAGACACUUCAGCUUGGUAGCGCGAUCGCAACUGGCAUCGACAACAGUGCUGGGUCUUACUCUUGGAGCAUCGCCUCCAGCCUCGGGGCUGAGGCAACCUAUGGCUUGAAGAUCAGCCUCGACUCAGAUCCUUCAACUUUCCAGUACUCGUUCCCGUUCCACAUCGCCUCCAGCGGUUCUGGCUCUGGCUCCAGCUCCAGCUCCAGCUCCACUAUCAGCAGCGUCAGCGUUUCCACCACCAGCUCUCUGAGCUCUGCGACGGUCUCCUCCACCACUGGCAGCAUUUCCUCGUCUCUGUCCAGUGUGUCAUCGGCGGAUUCUACUACUGUAGCCCCGACUACUUUCCCCACCUUGGCUCCCACCAGCGGUAGCGGUGUGAACUCGACCAAGACCGCCACAGGAACGACAUUGACCUCGAAGGUGACUCCCACCGGCACCGGCUCGUCUUCGAGCUCGACCGCUGUUGCGACUGCUGGUGCCGUGAAGGUGGUUGCUGGCUCUUUCGCCGCUAUGGGUGGCCUCGCCGCGGCAUUGCUUGCUCUGUGAGAGGCUCAUCUCGAGGCUCCGACCUCUUCUCUUGUCCUGGUAUCACAGUAUAAAAGGCGGAUUGCGGUGCUGGCGAAUGCGUAAUGACCCCUUACAACUCGGUUGCAUGAGAUUUCUGUUCAUUAUUUCGGCAUGAAUGUCUGGGAAUAAUCGGGUACCCCAAACCAGUAGCCCACGACAGAGAGCUGUGCUGACUGGGCUUGGCCCUAUGUUUUCCCUCUCUUUCCGAGCAUAGAAAAGUAUAAAUGCGUUUCAAUCGAGUCAUAUUGCAAACCU
This is a messenger RNA of Diaporthe batatas, 1548 nucleotides long. RefSeq lists its product as uncharacterized. The coding region runs from base 529 to 1272 and encodes 247 amino acids. The transcript is spliced from 2 exons. The record is from RefSeq and is a predicted model, not a curated record. NCBI's taxonomy places the organism in Eukaryota, Fungi, Ascomycota, Sordariomycetes, Diaporthales, Diaporthaceae.